Messenger RNA from Etheostoma cragini (Arkansas darter), 1828 nucleotides. Its product is annotated as homeobox-containing protein 1-like. Gene Ontology annotation, cellular component: nucleus. The record is from RefSeq and is a predicted model, not a curated record. Gene Ontology annotation, molecular function: double-stranded telomeric DNA binding. The coding region runs from base 221 to 1750 and encodes 509 amino acids. The transcript is spliced from 10 exons. Gene Ontology annotation, biological process: positive regulation of DNA-templated transcription. NCBI's taxonomy places the organism in Eukaryota, Metazoa, Chordata, Actinopteri, Perciformes, Percidae.
CCGUAAACUGCGACUCCCAUCGUUCCUUGCGUCAUUGUGUCAACAUGGCGCCUGUCUGCCGGACAAAAGGCGAAUGUGUUUGACGGUGGAUUGAAACCCAAUUAUAAACAGAGGAGACAUUUUGGGAAUACUGUCAGUGUCCGUGUGUCCCGGCGCCCCGAGGCAAAGGCUAUAUGGUAAAAUAAAGAUCUGUGGAGGCUCUUAGACUGGAAUAUUAAGGAUGUUCCAGCAGUGUGAGGAGCCUCGUUUCACCAUCGAGCAGAUUGACCUCCUCCAGAGGCUACGGAGGACAGGUAUCACACAGGUGGAGGUCCUCCACGCCCUGGACACCCUGGACCACCUGGAGCGCCAACAUGGACACAAGUUGACCCAUAAGCCUCCCUACAUGCCUCCCUCGUCUUCCUUGUCUUCAUCCAGCGCCGUCGUUGCUUCUUCUUCCAUGACUUCCACCGCUACUCAGACAAGUUUCCCUAACAGCCGGCUCUCACCGUCACCUAAUAACAACUUCGACACCACCUCCCCCCUUCUACCAAUUCCAGUAGCAUCGCCUGUCGCCAUGGCUGCGGUAGUCCAGAAUGGCCUAGUUGCUGUCACCAAUGGGAAGCUGUCACCUCCCCGGUUUCCCCUUGGUGUUGUUAGUGGCAGUGUCGCAGCGCCAGGCUACGGGUUCGAGACCAGCGAAGAGGACUUAGAUGUUGAUGAAAAGGUGGAGGACUUGAUGAGGAGGGACAGUGCUAUGAUCAAAGAAGAGAUUAAGUCUUUCCUGGCAAACAGGCGGAUCUCCCAGGCUGUGGUUGCUCAGGUAACGGGGAUCAGUCAGAGCCGGAUCUCCCACUGGCUCCUACAGCAGGGAUCAGACCUCAGCGAGCAGAAGAAAAGAGCCUUCUUUCGCUGGUACCAGCUGGAGAAAACCAACCCUGGUGCCACUCUUGCAAUGCGAGCCGCCCCACUGGCUCUGGAGGAGGUGAUGGACUGGCACCAAGCCCCGCCCUCAUUUGGCUCAGCCCCCGGGGGCUUCCGCCUGCGGCGAGGGAGCAGAUUCACCUGGAGGAAGGAGUGUCUGGCUGUCAUGGAGAGCUACUUCAUUGAUAACCAGUACCCCGAUGAAGCCAAGAGAGAGGAGAUUGCCACCGCCUGCAACACUGUCAUUCAGAAACCAGGUAAGAAGCUGUCCGAUUUAGAGAGGGUGACAUCUCUGAAGGUCUACAACUGGUUUGCCAACCGCCGCAAAGACAUCAAGAGGCGCGCUAACAUUGAAGCAGCCAUCUUGGAGAGCCACGGCAUCGAGGUCCAGAGUCCAGGCGGUCAGUCCAACAGCGACGAGGUGGAUGGCAACGACUUCCCCGACCAGGGCUGUGAGGUGUCCUUAUUUGACAAGAGAGCUUCGGCCAGGCAGUUUGGUUUCAGUCGAGCUGACCUGUCCUCUCCAACCCAGGUACCCACACUGCUCCCGAGCUGGUUUUCUGCCCUGGGUAGAGGAGGCUUGUCUGGACAGAGGGGCACUUCUUUGAUUGGCCGAUCCCUCCCCCAGGCGGAAGGUUCCAGAUUGACAGGUGUGUCCUGGUCUCCCCCCUCGCCCUCCCUCCAGGAUGAACCCACCAUUCACAGCGUGCUGUCUGAGCCCCAGGACCCAAUCGGUUUGGAGAAGGCGGCUGUCAAUCACAGCAACCAAGCCCAAGCCAAUCAGGUGGAUGUGGCGGGGUGCAGUAUUGGGAACGACAUCAAGACGGAAACGCUGGAGGACGACUGAAAUGGGUGGUGGAUAUUGGAGUUGUCAGAGUGAUGAGUGGAACACGAUCAGAGGUGUGUUAAUAUGCAAACAGAUUUU